CUGAACAGAGGAGCGCUCACGCGGGGCAGUAUGGGAGCAUCGUCCAGUCUACUGGAUGAAAAUAAAUCCAACUACAUAAAAGGUCAAGUGGAUGUCAAAUUUCAGGAGUUUGCACCGAUUUAUAGGAAACAAUUUUCUUUGCCCUUCCUGUCCCAGAUCCAAGAUGAACUUGAGCAACGCAAAGUAGAACACACACAGCUCCUCAAACAAAGGAAGCCUCUAGAGGCAGGACAGGUGCUUUAUGAAGAGAAUGUGCUGUUCUUUGAUGAUAGCAGGAAAUGGAAAGUCAGAUUUAUUGUGGUGCGUGCCAGUUACGUCCUCGAGUGCCACGAAAGCUACAAGACAUUUAUGAAAGGUGUGCCUGCACUGCACAGGCUUCUACCUACAGGGGGCACAAUUUUCACUACAGAAGAGAAGUACAUGGAAAUGGUGGACCAGUGCUGCCCUUGCACUAACAAUGUCCAGGAAGAUUUUGCUCCCCCUGCGGCGGGUAUGCCAGGGAAGUUCCCUGUUUAUCUUAGACUUCCAUACCGUCAGGAUUACUAUUUCUGUUUCCGCAUGAAGAAAAAGCUAGCUAAAUUCAUCUCCAUCUUAUCUGAUUGUAUUCGCCACCAGAACAAAGACUUUCUAAGGAAGAAGACAUGUGAGGUUAAAGCCUUCCUCAAAGCCCUUCAGAUCUAUAGGCAGGAGAAAGGCCAGUAUGAAUCGUGGGAUAUGCUCAUUGGCAGUGAUGUGCGAGCGCUUGCUAACCUGUUGAUGGAGGACUUCAUGCCCUACCUGGAGAAGGAACUUCUGCCAUGUCUGAAGUCCAAGAAGGCAGACAAGAGGAGAGUGUGGUUUGCAACAGUCAAGGCUGCUUAUUACCUGGUGCAAGAGCAACUGAUGGAGAGACUGGAUGCACUGAAAGAGGAAUGCAAAGAGAUGGUGAAACAGCAAGGGGUGCUCAUGCGCUCCAAUAUGGACCAGAUCACCAGCUCUAGAACUUUCCUGGAAGGCAAACUCAGAGCCAUGGUAACUGAGCCAGCAAUGAAGUAUUGCACAGAGCAUGUUCAGCCUUACCUGCCAGCUAUCCUGGAAGAAGUGAUGGUGCCCAUCAACCUGGGAUUCACAGAGGCCCGGCAGUUAAGCGAGAGCAUGAUGGAGCAGCUGUGUCAGGACUUCCAAGAUGCUGAUCAUAGGGAGGAAUCCAUACAGGCUCUUUUUAGAAUGAGUAUGGCUAAUUUAGAAAGCUGUUAUGAGAAAGUGAGUGGACUGGCAGAUCACAAUCAAGAGCUGCAGCAAACCUUCAACUAUUCCACCAAAGGUCUGAAGGACAACACAGAAAUAGGCAUACAACAGAUGAUGGAGAAUGCAGAGUACACCUUUGAGCUGCUGAUGCGAAAGGCUCUGGAGGACCCAUCUGUCAACUUUCCUAUGGCUAUGCAAAAGGCCAAACACAGAGUUCUGAGGCAAUUUGACUAUGACAGUAGCACAGUGAGAAAGAAGAUCUUUCAGGAGGCUUUGAUCAGCAUCACUCUACCCAGCAUAAAGAAACACCUGGACCCAUCCUUCAAAAAGGAACUACCAAAAUUUCAGCAAUAUAUAUUUGCUGAUUACUCCAACUUCAUCAGUGUGGAAAACGUGUAUGAGGAUAUUCUCCAACAGAUACUGGAAAAGGACGUCAGCAUGGUGGUCAAGGAGGCAGCCAGCAUGAAGAAGUACAACCUGUUCACAGAGAGCAAAUACAAUUUCAGUCUGUCCAGCCUGUCCUCCACCCCGCCAGGAUCCAAACCCAGCAGCCCGGCCCACUUAAAAACCCCACAGAGUCUGUGCACAGCCCUACCGCCCUUUCCUUUGCUAACCAAUGGCCUGGCAGUAAAAAAAACUUUCACCAAUGAACUACAGCCAGCAAUGAAUAGGGCUGUUAAGUCACCUGAAAAGUCAAGUCCAAAGAGUGAAAGUCAAGCCCAGCCUAGUGCCACACUGUGCCAAGCUCUGCCUGCUGCCAUGCCUGUUGUGGUAAAAUUUGAUGUGGGAGAGAACACAACAGUCCUAGAAAAUAGCAUGGAUGAUCUAUUUGUGACUGCUGAAACAGUAAAUGAGAAAACACCCGAACAGACAGCAACCUUCAUUUCCACGGACACUUCAGCUGAGACUAAACCAAAACUUAUACCUAAAGCAACCACUGCAAAAGCUUUGGCCAUCGUUGCCCCUGUUGUUAACCCUGACCCUAAUCCUUCUAGUUCAACAGGAGGUGGUGCAGCUUUCUCAGACUUUGCUAAUAAACACUCAGUAGUAAUCAGUCCUGUUUGCAUUAAAACCACGAACACUACUUCCUCUUGCUCUGGAGGAGAUGCUGUAUUCACAGCACCCCCUGCUGGAAAGGAGGACAACAACAGGGCUGCAGUAAAGACAGAGGUCACUUUAGAUGACCCAGUCACAAACAGAGCAGGGAUAAGUGAUGUCAGUGUGGUGGAAAACAAAUAUCCGAUUGCAGUUUGUUUAUCCACUGAAGAUGCAGAGACAGAUUUUCUUCAAACUGUUCAUGACAUCUCCAAAGUAUCGGGCAACCAGCCAAUCACAGAUCCAGAACACACAUCAGAAUCUCUGCCUUUAUCAAGCCCAGAGGAUGAAGUCAAGCCCCUGGACUGUGUGAAGGCGAUUCGUGAUCUGGUAGUGGAGAUUACUGAAAUAGAGGAGGUGGUUCAGCCUUGCAAAGACACUGGGGAAAAAGUUCCACUUGAAAUGUUCAAGGAAACAGAGACUAUAGUUUAGUCUCAACCAAGGCUUAAUGGAAUGUUCCAGGAUCAAAAUAAUUUAAGUUCAAUCGAUGGCAUUUGUGGCAUAAUGUUCAUUACCACAAAAAAUAGUUUUGAAUAUAUAUAUAUAUAUAUAUAUAUAUAUAUAUAUAUAUAUAUAUAUAUAUAUAAAGAAAAACAUCACAAUUACAGGCAACCACAAUAGAAGUAAAUGGGGCCAGUCCAUAAAUGUUCAAAUUAUUUAGAAAAGUAUAGCAAUGAUAUCUAAACAUUAUACAUGUUGACAUGAUUUUAGUGUGAUAAAACAAUGGAUUUACUGGCAUUUUACCAGACUACGAAGUUGGGUUGUCAUGACAACAAAAUUGUAAUAUUGGAUAUAACUUUAUAUAGAUAAAAUAAGUGAUUAUAUCACAAUGAAGUCAUGUUAACACUAAUAAUGUUUACAUCUUUUGGCUAUAUACUUUUGAAGCAUUGUGUAAUUUAUUGUUCAUGGACCGGCCCCAUUCACUUCUAUUGUAAGUGCCUUAUUGUAACCACGAUUUUUGCUUCUUUUUUGUUUUUAAAUAGACGUGGGCCGAGUCAAAAUACAUUUCUGUGGUAAUCAACAUUGUCACAAAUGCUGUCAGUCGAGCUCAACUUGCAUAAACCCAGAAAUGUUCCUUUAAGGCUCAACCAAUGCCAUGUUUAACAGUUUAUUUUACCAAUGGCAAACAAAGGGAGUGUUCAAGAAACACGUUUUAGAACAGUCAUUAUUUUUAAUACUCCACAGAUGUGAUGAAGAGAAUUAUAGCUUUUAGACUGUAAUUUUAUGUUGUAUAAAAGAAUCCAACAUAAAGGCUUUCUUUCUUCUGCUUAACACAUACAAUGAUUUUUAGAAGAAUAUCUCAGCUCUGAAAUCAUGUUAACACUAAUAAUGUUUACGUCUUUUGGCUAUAUACUUUUGAAACAUUUUGUAAUUUAAUGUUUACGGAUUGGCCCCAUUCACUUCUAUUGUACGUGCCUUACUGUAACCACGAUUUUUGCUUCUUCUUCUUUUUUUUUUAAAUAGACGUGGGCUGAGUCAAAAUGAUUUUUUUGUGGUAAUCAACAUUAUGCCACAAAUGAUGUAGAUUAAGCUUAACUUGCAUGUACCCGGAACAUUCCUUUAAAGGGUUAGUUCACCCUCAUGCCAUCCCAUGAGUCUUUCUUUCUUCUUCAGUACACAAAUAAAGAUUUUUAUAAAAAUAUCUCAGCUCUGUAGGUCCAUACCAUGCAAGUGGAUGGGUGCCAAAAUUUUGAAGCUCCAAAAUCCACAUAAGGACAACAUAAAAGUACUCCAGAUGACUCUGGUGGUUAAAUCUAUAUCUUCUGAAGCGAUAUGAUAGAUGUGCAUGAGAAACAGAUCAAUAUUUAAGUAUUUUUUCCUUCACUUUCACCUUCUGUUUUUGGUGAUUCACAUUAUUCGUGCAUAUCGCCACCCUACUGGGAAAGGAGGAGAAUUUAUGACAAAAAAUUACUUAAAUAUUAAUAUGUUCCUCACCCACAUCUAUCAUAUCAUGUCUGAACACAUGGAUUUAACCACUGGAGUCUUAUGGAUAACUUUUAUGCUCCCUUUAUUUGUAUUUUGGAGCUUAAAAUUUUGGGAACCAAUUCACUUGCAUUGUAUUGACAUACAGAGCUGAGAUAUUCUUCUAAAAAUCUUCUUUUGUGUUCUGCAGAACAAAGAAAGUCAUACACAUCUGGGAUGCAAGGAAGGUGAGUAAAUCAUGAGAGUAUUUUCAUAUUUGGGUAAACUAUCAAUUUAAGGCUCAACCAAUGGCAUGUUUAACAGUUUAUAUUACCAAUAGCAAACAGAGGGAGUGUUCAAAAAACAUGUUUAAGAACAGUCAUUAUUUUGCUACUCCACAGAAAUGACGAAGAGAAUUAUGGCUUUUAGACUGUAAUAGUAUGUUGUAAAAAAUAGUUGAAGAGAAAAGUGUUUCUCACUCUGAGGACUAUUUUAAUGGCAUAAAUGUAAUAUAGUUAAUCUUAUUUCAUGUAUUAAUCUAUUGUUUUAAGAUAAUAUAUACAAAUACAUUUCUACGGAAAGAAUAUGCCAUGUUCUUAUAUCAUCAAAGUGGAUUUCAUCUUUCAAAUAACACACUCACAACAUGAGCAAACAGUAACUGUCACUCAUCUGCCUAAGUAACUUACCCAAAAAGCAGAGCUAUAUCAGAAUCUGCCAAGAAUGAAGCUCAACUGCUUGCUUUAGACCCACACUGUAACCUCGAAUGGUUAGUCCUCCAUGGAAUCUGGCUCUGUGACAUAUCUAUAGUGCAGUGCCAUUUGUUGUCAUGAAUCUGGGACCAAUCUCAUUUUGAAUGAUGUACAGGUACCUUUUGUGCAGGUGAUGUCACAUGUUCCAGCAAGUGCAAUCACAGAGAUUGUGUAUUAUAUCAGGCCUGUCACUACAGAUACUGGUCUGGGCACUUUGCUCUCUCUUUGAUGUCCAUUUAAACAAUAAGA
This is a messenger RNA of Myxocyprinus asiaticus (Chinese sucker), 5222 nucleotides long. Its product is annotated as protein Niban 1-like. The record is from RefSeq and is a predicted model, not a curated record. NCBI's taxonomy places the organism in Eukaryota, Metazoa, Chordata, Actinopteri, Cypriniformes, Catostomidae. The transcript is spliced from 14 exons. The coding region runs from base 31 to 2754 and encodes 907 amino acids.